AUGAAGACGGUGAAAAGUGCACCGGUUGUAUUCGGUCUUGGGCCGCGACUAGUCUCUUGUCGGUUUAUCCCUGGGCUGGCAGGGACCUUUGUCGCCGAGAGCCAGGACAUUGCCGGGGUCCGUCGUGUUACGGGCAACUGGCCGGUUGUAGAGGUCCGUUGUUUGUCGUCAGAGAGUUUGCUGCCAAACUGUUUGCCGGUGCGGAAACAGACGAGGAUGAAGAAUGCGAAGAAGAUGUUUCGUGACUUGAGUAAUCGAGGUCGGCGGUACGUGCUGGCUCAUUUACAGCGUCGACGAACGAAGGGACUCAAGACAAGCUUUGCGUACCUCGAAAGGCUGGUGGGACGUGCGCGGCGAAUGACUGACCAGGAAAAGUCCGUAGCUUGCGGCCGACCUUCCUUGUCGCUGCCUCCUUCCUGGCCAGGCGUAGGGUCCUUCAGUGGUGCUUCGGACCCUGCCUUCAAUCUCGGCCUCGGAGGUUCCCAAAUAGGACUCGGUACCAGUCGUGGACCGGGCUUCCGUCCUGAUCCGGCUCUUACCCCCGGGAUAUCAGGCCUGCAGCCUGUAGACCUGUUGGCUUCGGACCCCAAGUCUUCGGACCCCAAGUCUUCGGACCCCAGGUCUUCGGACCCCAGGUGUUUAGACGUGCCGCCAUCCAAGCCUCUUGAAAGUCUCAUUUCGCUACUUGGCGCCAAGAUGGAUGUGAGCGAUCCGGCCCCCGAUAUGCCGCCCUCCGCCACCGAGGAGGUGCCCACUCCAGUCAGUCUAGACUUGAGCCCACCCGCGGCCCGCGCCGGGUCGCCUCCACCGGCCGCGUCAAAAAAACCGGGGCCAAUGGAGGUACCCGGCGCCGCAAUGGAGGUGCCAGGUUCACUGAUCAACACCAAAACCAAAGAACCUAAGCGGAAGAUGAUUUGGGUUUCCGCCCAACCGCAUGUUCGGGAUGUGCAAGUGUUCUGGGUGGGGCCGGUGGCGGGAGGCGCCAGGGACGUGGAAUUGGCGAAGACACCAGCGCGACAGCCGGUGCUGGACGCGAGAGAUGGGAAAAAGACCCGAGGUGGACAAUUGGAAGUGGACCAAUUGGGGCCAGUGCUGAGAAGCGCCAGGGACGUAGAAUUCGUGAAGACACCAGCGCGACAGCCGGUGCUGGACGCGAGAGAUGGGAAAAANCCCGAGGUGGACAAUUGGAAGUGGACCAUUGGGGCCA
This is a messenger RNA of Gregarina niphandrodes, 1207 nucleotides long. RefSeq lists its product as hypothetical. The record is from RefSeq and is a predicted model, not a curated record. The annotation marks the transcript as partial. NCBI's taxonomy places the organism in Eukaryota, Apicomplexa, Conoidasida, Eugregarinorida, Gregarinidae. The transcript has a single exon.